UUACGUUCCGUGACAUAAUAUAAAUGCUAUUAUUUGUGAACUCCCGAUGGAAAUAGAUAAGUUGAGUUCUUUUUGUUACUUGCACAUGUUGAUGCAGGUUUUGUAGUAUUCAUAAACGAGUUACACAUGAAUGGAGAGAUCAUACAUCCGUCAAGCAGCCCAUCUCUACAUAAACAGUCCAUCCAGUUUUAAAACCCACAAGCAGGAACCAAGCUUUAUAGCCUAUAAAGCAGCCACAACGAGUCCACCGCCAACAACAGCGCGACCCACCACAACAAGCACGACCACGACCCAAGCACCGCCUCCAAGCAACGGUGCACCCAGAAACGGCCCCACCCAUGGUCACCGACCAUUCAGGACACGUGGAGGUGGUCGGCCUGCGGGAGCUUACCGGCGGCGUCGGCCUCUUUACUAUUACUACUACUAUGAUGAUGAUGAUGAUGGCCCUGAUGACGGUCACUAUGACUUCUAUGAUGAACCAGUGGAAAGGGAGAGGCAGCAGCCUCGUGCAAAGGGAAACCGUAAACAGCCCAACCAGGCGGUACAUGUUUGUGGCAAACUAAUUUAUGACUGACUAUGGAAGAACGAUCCUUGUUAAUGCCAAAUCAAUUCA
This is a messenger RNA of Nilaparvata lugens (brown planthopper), 613 nucleotides long. RefSeq lists its product as uncharacterized. Lineage: Eukaryota; Metazoa; Arthropoda; Insecta; Hemiptera; Delphacidae. The coding region runs from base 131 to 574 and encodes 147 amino acids. The transcript is spliced from 3 exons. The record is from RefSeq and is a predicted model, not a curated record.